This is a messenger RNA of Sitodiplosis mosellana (orange wheat blossom midge), 3195 nucleotides long. RefSeq lists its product as uncharacterized. Lineage: Eukaryota; Metazoa; Arthropoda; Insecta; Diptera; Cecidomyiidae. The transcript has 4 exons. The record is from RefSeq and is a predicted model, not a curated record. The coding region runs from base 1744 to 2265 and encodes 173 amino acids.
UCCGAUAUAUGGCUUAUAUGAAUCUCACGUCAUGGCCAACAAUCUAUUGUGUCAUGAUGUGAAAAGCACAGCAUAAAAAAUUCACACGUUUUUUUAUGACAAUUUUUUUUUUUUUGGGAAAAAUCAAUCGAUCGAAUUUGCCGGGCGUGAGCACUAAUAAAUCGUAAAAAUAAAAAAAAAUCAUACAAAACAAUUUCAUCAAUUUAAAAAAAAACCGCGCCUUUUUCAACAAUAAAAAACGUAUCAUAUUUGGUAAAUAAAACUUCCACCGAUUUAUCGGUUUCGACACAGUGUCGCAUAGUGUCGAUUCGAAUCGACAGCUGAUUGUCAAGCUGCAUUGAAUGGUUUGUUCGUUGCUCUGUGCGAGACUCAACUCUGAACGGUGUGUAAUUUUUUGCACCAUCCGCAUCUCGGUCGUUCAGCGUGUGUCGGAAGAAGACAGUAAAAUCUCUUUCCGUUCUCCUUCGAAUCCGUUGAUGUCGCAGCUGCGAGCGUUCGGUUCAUGUUCGUGUCUAAUGUUGCUUUACCUCAAACAUCGGUGUGUGUGUUUGUGUGUGUGUGUGUGAGAGAGAGAGAGAGAGACACACAGAGAGAGAGCGUGAGAGAUUUUGUGGUUCGUGUUUCAUUUUCAGUUUCGUUUCACUUCCAAUUCGUCUUCAACAUGGGCAUCAUACGAACAACAGUAACAGUAACAGCAGCAACAAAGUUAUGAUCUCGUGUAUUUGCCGCCGUGUUUGCCGUUCGCAUUGACAGUGUGUGUCUUUCAAUUGGACGUGAAUUGACGUGCCAAACUGCGAAAAAACUUUCGUGUUUUUCAAUCUCCCUAUCUCAACCAAAUCACUCACAAACUACACAAUUUUUUAUGUGCACCAACCGAUCGACGAACUAAUUUUUUUUACAUCAUUUACAUUUUACCAUAUGCACAUUCGCUGAACCGUUUUUCUUAAUCUCGAUGUAGUAUUUUUCAAUCGUUCACGCGAUUUUGUUCACAAAGUUUUUUUUUUGUCGUCGAUUCUAAAGAAAUUCGUGCCUUUUCCGUGUCGUUCAUUCAAUUGUUUUCAAUUCGUUCGAAAUCAUCAUCAAUUUUUUAUGUGUGUGGUACGAUAAACACCACGAUCUCAUCAUACUAAAUAACAAAAAAAAGGAAGAAAAAAAAAUUCGAAGCAUAAAAUCUAGUGUAUCAAUGGUAAUACCGUGAGAAAUAUGCGAUAAUUGUGCAUAGUGUAGAAAAUAUUCAGCAGAACAGAGAGAAAGAGCAGAGUUCGAAACAACAACAAAAAAUUAAACGGAACCACAAAGACGACAACGAUUCCGAGCUCGUAUUAAAUGACAUUAAUGCACAUUAAGUUGGUUUGGUUUAUGAUUUCAAAAACAUACGACAAACGGAUUGCGUGGAUUUUUGCUGCUGCUGCUGUAACAGUUAAUUAGAAAAUUUUGUGCGGCUAUUCGUUCCGUCUGCGCACGGUUAUGGAUCGUCUGGAUCGUUGUGCGAUCAUCAAAGCAGCAACGGCGCACGGAUUGCUGUGAGAUUUGUUGUGUAUGAUUCGGCUUAGUGCGACGGCAACGACACACAGUAAGAAACACACAGCGGCCCAGCCAACUACAACCGAUUGACGGACCAGUUUCAUUUUGCAUACAAAUUCAACAAGUCGUUCAGAGCUCAUUCGCCAAUUUUGAGCUGAUUUUUUUCCGCCGAACAAUUUUUUUUUCAUUGGUAACCGUUUCGUCGUCGAAUCGUCCAAUAUGCGAAAUUGCUGUGGUUGUGUCAAAAUGCAAACCGGAGUGAUGACCAUCGGCUCAAUUGGUAUGAUUGCAUCCAUAGUGGCGUUGGUGUGCCAAUUCCUGUUUAUGGCCUAUCAGAAAGUUAUUAUGAAAAAUCACGACGAUCAAGUGGGCAUCAAUUUAUUUACAUUCGUUCUGAUAAUGGGCAUUGUUGUCUGCUUUUUCAAGCUAAUUUCCGAUUGUUUGCUGAUUUACGGCGCGAGCAAGCAAACGACACGAGAAGUUGCCGUUUGGCUCGCCAUCAAUCUAUGUACAAUCAUUUAUGUGUUCAUCAUCAUGGUAUUCAUUUACGAUUUGCUGGCCAAUCACGAUUCAAUCGUAGAACAUAGGGAUAUACUCAGUUUCGAAGCAUUUUUGUUCAUUGUAAAUGCGUUCUACAUCUACAUGUGGUACCAGGUGUACAUCUUUUCGCGUCAAUUGGACUUGGAUGGACGAACUUCAUUGGAAGGAAUUCUACAAGAAGUAAACGCAACAAGACCAUAAGCAUCUGCACGGUGUGUGACUUGGAACUUCAAAGAAAAGUUCCGGCAAAGUUCGAUUUUCCUAUCUAAAUUUAUAAGAAUUUCCAAACUAUUAUGACCUUAUUUCGAAAUAUAAGAUGAAAAAAAUUUAGUUUUAGGUUUGUACGGGUUAAGCCUUAAGGAAAUUAUUCGUCGUUUUCGCAAAAAUUGUUUAAGUCGCUAACCAAAUAGUAAGUGUACAGCACGAGAUCGGUUAAAACAUUCGUUUUUUUUCUCCAUUGGUUUCAAUGUAGUACAAUAGUUUCGUGCCAAUAGAUAUAUUCAUAGAAGUGUCUAGACAAUUCCAAUCCAAUUCUCGCUUUGACCGGCCAAGUUUGAAUUUUUCCAUCAACACAUUUUGGGCCGUAAGCCAGUUGAAAACUUGGUAAUUUGAUUGUUCUAUUACAUUUUUAACAUCAAAUUUUCAAGACCUUUCCAACAGUGUAACGUACGGUUGGAUCAAAUGGCCAAGUAAAAUAGUCGAAUAUCGGUCAUUGAAACUGUGACAAUUUGAGCAUGAGCCGUCCAACUUGAUCAUCCGGACCUAGAAUUGAAUUGAAUUUAUCCAGAUACUUCUACAAAAAGUUGCAUUUGACAAAAAAUCCAGUAAUUUCAACAAAAACGAACAUUUUAACCGUUCCGUUUUCCUUUGUCCUGUACUAUAUACGUCGAAUGACUGUAUUUGUGCCUUAUUCAAUCGACUUACGCCAAAAAAAUUUAAAAUAAUAUCCAAAUAACGAAAUUCAAAAAGAAAUCCAACUGAAAAUAUCAAAGAAGAAGAGAGAAAAUUCUGUGAAAAAGAAAAAAAAAUCGUUGAAAAAAAUAAAAUCCUCGUUAAAAUGGAUAAAAAAAACGUUGUAAAAGAAGAAAUUUCUCGGAAUAAAAAGCAAGAUGUUUCAUCGAAAAUGAAAAA